Molecule: messenger RNA, 5199 nt
Organism: Electrophorus electricus (electric eel)
Lineage: Eukaryota; Metazoa; Chordata; Actinopteri; Gymnotiformes; Gymnotidae
Gene: elk4
Product: ETS transcription factor ELK4
Biological process (GO): cell differentiation; regulation of transcription by RNA polymerase II
Cellular component (GO): nucleus
Molecular function (GO): sequence-specific DNA binding; DNA-binding transcription factor activity, RNA polymerase II-specific
Source: RefSeq, a predicted model, not a curated record
GGCUAGCUAUGUAGCAUGGUGGCUAGCGCUAGCGUUCCUCUCAAAACAUGUAGCCAGCGAGCCCAGCGCCAGCUGCAAGCCUGUCCGUAGGAAUAUUCACUCAGAGGAGGCCAUGGACAGCUCUGUCACACUCUGGCAGUUCCUGCUGCAGCUCCUACUGGAUCCCAGCAACGACCAGCUUAUCUGCUGGACCAACGAGGACGGAGAGUUCAAGCUCCUGCAGGCCGAGGAGGUGGCCAAACUGUGGGGCGCUCGGAAGAACAAGCCCAGCAUGAACUACGACAAACUCAGCCGGGCGCUGCGUUACUACUAUGACAAGAACAUCAUCAAGAAGGUGAAUGGGCAGAAGUUUGUGUACCGCUUUGUGUCCUACCCUGACAUUCUGAAGGGUGACACUGUGGCCCGAAUGGAUGGGUCUGGUGAGGGGUCUGCCGUGAGCACCGUUGCCCUCCCAGACAAACUCACCGGCACCCAGCGGGACAAAGACCUGCGGCCAACCAGGGAGAGGGGCCUUGGGGCUCCCAGCCAGUCCAAACCCUCCAGCCGGAACGACUACAUCCACUCAGGUCUGUACACGUCCUUCACCUUGACCUCGUUGCAGGCAGGAACUCAGCUCUUCAAGUCCAUCAAGAUGGAAAACCCCGGCGAGAAGCUGGCAGACAAGAAGGCGGCCCAGGAGCCCGCGCAGCCGCCCUCCGUCAUCAAAUUUGGGACCCCUCCCCCGAGCAGGCCAGCCACGGCGGAGAAGACGAGCCUGCCCAUGCACCCGCUCCAGGUCCCGCCCCCGACAUCCGAGAGCAAGCAGCUGACCGCUCUGCCCGCACCUGGCCAGCUGGAGGAGAGCCCUGCCGCAGAGGAGGUCCGGCCAGGCCCCGCCCACUCGGGGAUGUCCCCUGCUCUGGUGUGCCGUUCGCCCUCCCCCUGCACACUGGCCGACUCCCAAGAGCUGGUAAUUGACACUGACAUGGAGUCCAUCUGCUCCCAGCCCUCAGAGUUCCAGCUGCAGUUUCAUCCCUCCUCCGAGUCCGACGACACCAUCCGAACCUCAGAGUCCGGGGGUUCCGAGGUGUCCCUGUCGCCGGGCCGCAGUCAGAGUGGCAAGUCGAAGAAGCCAAAAGGCCUGGAGCUGAUGCCCACGCUGCUAGUGACCAGCUCAGAUCUCAGCCCCCUCAACCUGUCUAGCCCAUCGCUCCCCACAGCCUCCCUCACACCAGCCUUCCUGCAGACUCCCCUGCUGCUCACGCCGAGUCCUCUGCUGUCGAACAUCCACUUCUGGAGCACGCUCAGUCCGGUGGCGCCGCUCAGCCCCGCCCGCCGGCAGGGUGCACACACACUCUUUCAGUUCCCCUCCGUCCUGAGCUCCACCCAGUUCUCCAUGCCAGUUCACAGUGUAGACGGUACCAGUACACCAGGACUCUCUCUCCCGACCCACAGAAGACAUAGAGGGACCGCUGCAGUCGCUGGGUGUGCCUUUGCACAAGUGCUCAUCGUUCCCACUCCCAACUCUUAGUGUUCAAGAUGCAGACCAAUCUUCAGGCUGAUGACCAAUCCUGCCCCUCUACAGACAGAGGACAGGUAUUCAGGACACGUGUGUGGGUAGUCAGUUUAGCUUCUUGACUUCUUGUCACAACUGGAAGAGUGAUUGUUUUUACAGCGUUCUCUUUGCGUAAAUGGACAUCAAGCCAUGAAAGUGUGUGUGUGUGUGUGUCAGUCGGACACAGGCUUCCCAAAGUAUUACCGUUAACUUCUCUGUCUCUUUUGGAGUGCCGGCCCAGCGAGGGCAGUGACUACGGCGACUGAUCCUGGGCUGAAAACAAACGCUGUGUGUUGGGUUUUGGUUUUUCUCCUAUCGAGUGGCUCAGGAUCUGGAUGGAGUUUCCACGUUGUGGAAUAUUGGUUGAAAGGAGGUCUUUUUUAUGUAUCGUGAUUCUCACAUGGCAUGGGAAUCGUCUUCUGUUUUGACUAGUUUUACAUUAUGGUUAGGGUUAUUAGGGUUAUGUCACAGUGCAGAACUAGCCAACAUCCAUAAUGUCCUACCUUGUCUAGCUACUUUACCCUUUCUGUAUGCCUGUGGGAGAGUCUGUCCUUAACAAGCCAACCCUUUCCUUCCUUGCCUUCUUAGGGUGAAGUGACCUGCCAGGUUUGAACAAACUGACGUUGCACCAGUUGCCAUAUAUACACACACACACGCACCUUGACGUUACUGCCACAGUGCUUAGAUCAGCCACAAAAUGACGCACUUAGACACAAAAUAGCUGCACUAGUGAUGUCUCGAGGACACACGGAUCUCUUUGGGAUGCCCAGAGGUUCGAGGGUUUAGCUGUGAGGUGAGAGACCACGUAGACUAAAUGUUUGGAUGCUUAUUUUUAUACCUUAAAGAAGUGCUUUCAGGACUGUUUAAAUGGAAUAAAUAGGAGUCGUGAUAUUUUUCAGGAAAUAAAUUCAUACGUUUCGCCAACUAGAUGAAUGUGGGCGUCAUGCAUCAAUAAAUGAAUAGAAGACCUUCUAGAGGAUAGUAGGCAAACAUCAUCACUUAGAAUACUUCUGAAAAAGCUGUUGGCCGUUUCAUCUCUAUGGAAGUAAAACAGGCAGAAACCGAAACUUCUAAACGAAUACGUUUGAACUGUAAAAUACCCAGAUGUGUAUUACUUUUAUGUGGUGCUUUUCAAAUAACACAUUUUAAAAAAGGAUGCUAAUUUUCAGCAAAAUUGUCUUUGUAUAGAUUCAGCAAAGCUUAAUGUGCUGUUCUGUUUGUUUGUUGUUUUUUUUGUCUUCUAAUGGUUAAGAUGGCAUAUACCAUUUAUAAUACUCGGGAGUAUGAUCAAAUAUAGGACUCUUCAUAUCUGGUUGUUGCACAAUGCAGAACCCUACCUCUGACACUGUUAAAUUAUGAUCUCUGCAAGCCAUGAUAUACAGCUGACAGCACUUACUUAGAAAUGCAGAACUGGAGAAGGGCUUCACAGAGCCUGACGGGACGUGUUCCUUGGUGGAUGACGCCAGCAGUCCGCACGUGGGGCACAGCUCACCACGCUGGCAGCUUAUGCGGUCCAGUGUGAAGUGUCGGACGCAGGAAAGUAAAAGGUCGAGUUGCAAUUACGUGGAAACAUCUCAAAAUUAGUCUCAGGUGUUUUAAAUGCUUUCCCAUUGCACAUAGUUAAGCAAAGCUUUUCUCUUCAGGUUAGGGAUUUCUGGAACUACCUUUCCAGUAAUAUUUUGUUAAUGUGCUUAAAUGCAAAAUUGCAUUGUUCAUUAAGUAAUAACUUAAUUUUACUUUACCAGGCACUUUUCAUACAGCUCGAAGUGCUGUUCAGGUGUGGAAGAAGAAACAUCACAAAGCGUGGUUAGAGAAAUCAGGAAUAUUACAACGCUAAAUCAGUAAAACAGAAGAAAAUGAAGAUAAAGAAACAAAUAGUAAAAUAAAUAAAGCAAAAAAACAUUCAAAGUUAUUCCUUUUGAAAAUGUUUAAGCCAUUUAAGAGGGCACAUAUGCAAAGGAAGUGAGUUUUGGUUUGUCUUGGACUUAUGUGAAUAUUCUGUAUAUUCUAUAAGUGUGGAACUCCAAACCAUGCCAACAUGGUGCCUUACUGAAUCAGUUCUCUGCUGCCAAAUAGGAUGAGUGAUGGGAGCUCUGUGGCCUCGGUCUUGGUCUCUGCUGCUUGGGAGAGCUAUGAUCCUUAAAAAUGACUAGAACUUGGAUAUGAAACAGGAAUAUGAUCAUGAACUACAUGAACUGGUUUGCAAGUUUUGUAAGAGCUGAUUGUUGGCGAAUUUAUAGUUCAGUGUUUCUUACGCUUAAGGAUCUACCCAGUGUCACAGGGUACUAAAAUGUCAUUCUUUGAAAAUGAUUAUUACAAAUGCUUCUCAUUCUUUGUUUACCUGAGGGAAAUUUAUGACCACUUUUUCCUCAAAAAAUUCAGUUUAAUUAUUGAAAUUGUUUAAAAACCAAGUCACAGGAUGUUCUGUGGAGAGCAUGUGUUGGAUUGGUUGUUCUAAUAUUGAUCUAUGGUGAUUUUUGGUAACUCGUACAACUGCUGGCCCACUCUUCUCCGGACAUCUAAUUAUUAAAUGUAAGAGACUUCCAGAAGCAUUCCCAGAGGUCUGUGUCUGGACCACGAUGCAGGACAGAGGUUCCUCUUGCGGUUGGCAUGUUGCUCAGUGCCGUGUGAACUUUGAUAGUUUUGGGUAUGUGGGUGUAUGUGAGUGAGAUGUGUAGUGGUUGAAUUAUUGGGGUGGUUUGUUUGGUUUGCCCAUGCAUUCCCUUUUGCUAACUGCUCAACUAGCACCUGUACUUGGUCACUGAAAUGCCGCAUCCAUCUUAAAAUACAAAACAAAAGUAACAUCAUUUUCUGUGCAAGUUUUUCCAUUUUGAAAUGGACGUUCAUUUGCUUUGUAAUCUUGACUGUAAAUAUUGCAGUUGUAUGUGUUCGGUUAGUGGUGCCCACGGGUUCCUUCCCCUGUAAUGUAACUGACCUCUAGCAAUGCCAAACGUCAUGAAACAAGGCCUUUGUGUGUGUGUGUGUGUGUGUGUGUGUGUGUGUGUGUGUGGAGCUUAUGAAUGAAUAAUUUCGGUGUUGACCUUUUCCUCUAAUAGCACUUAGAGUUUUUGCUCCUUAUUCAGAAUAUCAGCUUAUUCAAUACUUAAGACUGGAUACCUCCAUUUCCCUCCUAGAAAAUGUUAGGAAUCUAUGCAUUUAGUACUUUUACUGCAAAGCUAAAUAACUUUAUCCUUUUAUACAUAUUUACUAGAUGAGGUGUUUUUCUUUUUUUUUCUUUUCUCAAAAUUGAUUUUAGUCAGGCCAUAAGAUAUCUCUAUUCUUCUAAGAAUUAAAUUUUAUUCUUAAGUCAGUGAGUGCCCUUGAUUUUACUGCAGUUUGUUGGGUGGGAAAAGUAAACUAACACAUUACUGCCCCCUGUUGGAUACACAAUUUUAAAUGUAGUUUUUUAAUAACACUACCUAAAGGUAGGAAGAAGUGUAAACAUAUCGGUUUAGAAGAGAUUUCCGAACACUGUUCAGUCUCUGAAGAGGUCUUAAUAAAAAGGUACAGAAGGUACAUCAUUUGACACGUGCUUUUUUCUAUUCUAUGGGUUGUCUGAUUGUCUUUUCAAUGUGUGACUAGAAGCUCAAAUGUUUACAAACUGUUGAUUACCAUAUCUAUUGUACUUAUUGUAAAUGUGGAGGACAAAGAGGGUAAAUAUUAAA